Molecule: messenger RNA, 2289 nt
Organism: Hansenula anomala
Lineage: Eukaryota; Fungi; Ascomycota; Saccharomycetes; Phaffomycetales; Wickerhamomycetaceae
Exons: 2
Coding region: 1-2289 (762 amino acids)
Biological process (GO): DNA-templated transcription; regulation of DNA-templated transcription
Molecular function (GO): DNA-binding transcription factor activity, RNA polymerase II-specific; DNA binding; zinc ion binding
Source: RefSeq, a predicted model, not a curated record
AUGGAAUUGUGGACGGUUGACAGCUACAAGAAGAAUUCAGGAGUUCCUAAAAUGAGGAAGCGGAAGAGGUUAACUUUGACUUGUACAAGUUGCAGGCAAAGAAAGAUUAAAUGUGAUCAAGGAAGACCAUGCUCAUCGUGCAUCAAAAGAAAGAUACCAGCAGAUAUGUGUAUCUACAAUGAUACUCCGUUUGUUAAUGAGAAUGGCUCAGAUUCCCCUGGUGGAGUAGCUGCAGAUGACUCUAAUGAGAAUAAUGUAAAGGCAUUGAAGGAUGAGGUUGAAUACUUGAAGAAACAAUUGGCUGAACUUCAACACAAUGGAGCUAAUUCAAAUACAUCUACUUCAGGAUCUACACCUUUCAACUCCACAAAUAAUCCCAAGUUGAAGCUUUAUGGUUAUCUCCAUUCUAAACCUAACAAAACGGUCCAUUUUGGUCCAACUAGUUGGAGGUCUCUAGUUGAUCGAGAGGAAAACUUCGAUGGAUUGAUUAAUGAAGCUAAGGAUUAUAUCAAAAAUGUGAGGAAAAAAUGGAAAUUUGAAAAUGACAUAAACAAAAUGUCCUCUGAUGAUUAUAAAUCCAUCAAUGUGGAGUCUCCAAUUAUGUUAUUAGAUAACUUGGCUCGUUAUUUGCCUUGUUAUGAAGUGGUUUCAAAUCAUGUAUCAAGGUAUGUUAAAGGUUAUUGGAACAGAAGAACACCUAUAAUCGAUAACGAUGAGUUUCUUAAAGAUUUUGAUGGAUUAUUUAGUCAAAUGAGUGAUGGCUCAUGUCACAUCAGAAUUAAAAACAAAAGCAUUGAUUAUGCAAAGAUAGCUUUAGUUUUAAUCGUUGUUAAACAUUCAAUGAAUACUGAAAAUGCUUAUAGUGCUAUACGUCAGGCUUAUGACUCAACUGAUAGGAUGUUACUAUAUGCAAACAAACUACUGGAGCUUUCAAAUUUUAUGUCAAAGCCAUCAAUUCCUGCAUUGCAGACGUUGAUUCUACUAAGACAAUUCAAAAUGAUCAAUCCAAGUGAUGAUGAUGGUGGAGAUGGUCACAAAGGUACACUUCAAUUCAAAACUGCAAUCAAUAUGGCAAUUGUGUUGGGUUUGCAUGGAGAUAUUGAUUCGAUUUAUCGUGGUUACGCUUUAAAUCUUCGGACGCUUUUGAAAGUAAUUUGGAAACAUCUAUUAUUUCAAGAUGCAAUUCUAUCAUUUCAUAUGGGUAUACCUUUAAGCAUCAACAAAAGCUUCAUUAAUCCUUCUGGUCUUGAUGAUAGUGAUGCAUAUGGUAAAGUGACAUCCUGUCUCCGAGAUGCUGUUGAUAGUCUGACUUCUAAUGAAUGCCGUCAAAAUGAUUUGUUGAGAAUUAUCAACAAAAUGGAAUCUUGUCAUGAGGGUGAUUUGCUGCACUUAUCUACAACUUUGAGAGGCUUGUCAGAAGAUACAGUCUUAUCUGACGAAACUUGCCUUGUGAAGAUUGAACUAAAGAUGUUUGCCAUCUACACUAUCCAUGUGUUGUACGAUGUACUGUACCAAGGAACAGAUAGUUCAAAUCCUGAUAGAGAAUUAUUUUACAAUGGGACAAUGAAGUAUGGUGUGCUAACAAUUUCUCAUUUCAUUGAAGCCAUGAUUAGAUUCAACAAGAUAUGUAUGGAAAAUUCAAAUACACCAGAAAUUUUUGUGUUGGUAGAGAUGUGUCAGUCACUUGUUGGUGUUUCCAAGAUUAUUUUUUUGAAAGUUUACACGUGUCUUUAUACUUUUGAACUGGUCAGGUUAGUUAAUAUCAAUACAGAUGCACAACCAACCUUACAACAGGUUUUCAGUUUAAGUAUUACGGAAAUUGAGAGGUUGAAAGUUGAUGAUCGUUCCAGUAUGUUGAACAUUUCGUUCAAAUCACCGGCAUUUAUGCACGCUUUAAUGACUUUAUCAUGCAAGUAUUUGUUGAAAUUGAGGAACAACUCCUUUGGGACUGUUUUUAGUAUGAAUUUUUGCCUGCUUACUGUUUUAGCAGUGUUUAAGUACUUUGAAAAAUUUAUUGAUCAAAAGUUUCACAAACAAAAACAUGCCAUUAAUCAGCUUACAAAAGAAAAACCAAUAAUUUCGGCAACUACAUUUACUGCUACAGAUGAUUCUUUCAAUGAUAUGGUUCAAAAGAUUUUAUACUCUGGUGAACUUGAUUUUUUUGACGUUCAGUAUGGUGAAAAUUUGAGUUACGAUGGGUUAGAUGAUGUGCUAGCUGGGACUGGUAUGUUUUAUGAUGAAUCAACGGGAAACUUUACAAGCAGUACAAGUCAUAAUGGACCUGAAUGA